Messenger RNA from Alexandromys fortis (reed vole), 12801 nucleotides. RefSeq names its product upstream transcription factor family member 3 (gene Usf3). Gene Ontology annotation, biological process: positive regulation of transcription by RNA polymerase II; negative regulation of epithelial to mesenchymal transition. Gene Ontology annotation, molecular function: DNA-binding transcription activator activity, RNA polymerase II-specific; RNA polymerase II transcription regulatory region sequence-specific DNA binding. The record is from RefSeq and is a predicted model, not a curated record. Lineage: Eukaryota; Metazoa; Chordata; Mammalia; Rodentia; Cricetidae. Bases 465 to 7007 code for a protein of 2180 amino acids. The transcript has 2 exons.
UCCAUUUGCAUGGAAAUUUUAAGAUGUCGUUGUUUUUUAUUGCAGAGUAGUACUCUAAUGUGUAAAUGUGCCUCAUUUGCCUUAUCCAUUCUUCGCUUGAGAGGCAUCUAGGUUGUUUCUGGGUUCUGGCUAUGACAAAUAAAGCUGCUAUGAACAUAGAUGAACAAAUGUCCUUGUAGUAUGAUUGAGAAUCUUUUGGGUAUAUGUCCAAGAGUGUAUUGCUGGGUUCUGAGGUAGGUUGAUUCCAGUUUUCUGAGAAACGACCAUACUGAUUUUCAGAGUGGUUGUACAAGUUUGCAUUCCCACCAGCAAUGGAGGAGUGUUCAGGGUCAGAUGAUUUCAGUGCAGAAUUCUACCAGAAUUUCAAAGAAGAGCUAAUACCUAUACUUCUCAAAGUGUUCUUUAUUUAAAUCUUUUUUUAAACCUUUAAAUCCAAAGAUUUUACCUCUUGAUGAAAUGUUUAAAUGAUUAAUUUUCUUUUGCAGAGCAAGAACAUGAUCCUGGACCAAGCCUUUAAGUAUAUAACAGAAUUGAAGCGGCAAAAUGAUGAACUCCUGCUUAACGGGGGGAACAGUGAACAAGCUGAAGAAAUUAAAAAGCUACGAAAACAACUGGAAGAAAUCCAAAAAGAAAAUGGCCGAUAUAUUGAAUUAUUGAAAGCAAAUGACAUAUGUUUAUAUGAUGACCCCACAAUCCACUGGAAAGGAAAUCUGAAAAACUCAAAGGUGUCAGUUGUUAUUCCGAGUGACCAGGUCCAGAAAAACAUCAUUGUUUAUUCCAAUGGGAGCCAGCCUGGGGGAAACAGCCAGGGGACAGCCGUUCAGGGAAUAACCUUUAAUGUUGGUCACAGCUUGCAAAAGCAGACCGCCAAUGUGGUGCCAGUGCAGAGGACCUGCAAGCUUGUGACUCCUGUGUCUAUUUCUGGAGUUUACCCUUCUGAAAACAAGCCGUGGCAUCAGACUACAGUGUCUGCGCUGGCUGCCAACCAGCCUGUUCCCCUUUGUCUUCCCGCUGCCAUUUCUGCUCAAAAUAUUCUCGAACUUUCUACUUCCGAAAGCCAAUCAAGUGUGCUUGGUGCCAGUGGUGGCUCACUGAUCACUGUUUCAGUUGGCCCUGACCCUCACCAACAUCAUUCCUUGCACACAUGCCUAAAUGAUCAAAAUGCUUCAGAAAAUAGCAGUGGGCAAGAGAGCCCUAAAUCAUCAAAGCAAACAGUUGUGUGUGUUGCAAGCACCUCCUCCAGCAGCUCGGCAACUGCCUCUAAAGUGCAUCAUGGAACCAGAUCUGGCCCGAGUGUGCAGGAGUUCAGUGGAGAUUUGCAGAACACCAUUGUUGUGUCCGUUACCACCACAGUAAGCCCUGGCCCUCCCAGGUCUACAGGUGAUUCUUCUCCGGUGAGCAUUAGCAAGGCAGCAGACUCAACAACUACAACGACAGUGGUAGCACCAGCUCCUAGCAGAGUAGUGAAGACCACCCUCCCAGUGAGCAGUCUUUCUGCAAAUCCUUUGGACAGUGGUUGGACUCUUUCUUGUUCUUUGCCUUCUUCAAGUGUUAGUGCUUCAGAUUUGAAAAACAUCAAUAGCCUUACCCGAAUCUCUUCGGCUGGAAACACACAGACAACAUGGACUACUUUGCAAAUGGCUGGAAACACUAUUCAGCCUUUAAGCCAGACACCGUCUUCUGCUGUGACUCCAGUAUUAAAUGAGUCUGAUACCAGCCCUACCCCAAGCCUCCAUAACCAUGUGGCUACAGCCAUCACUUUAAAUAAUUCCCUUCCAACAGAUAGGCCGCCAAUUGAGCAAGUAGUGGUCACUUUGCCUUCAUGUCCACCCUUACCUAUGCAGCCACCAAUUGCCCAGCCACAAGUUAAAUCUCAGCCUCCAAAAAAUAUCCUUCCCUUGAAUUCAACAAUGCAAGUGAUUCAGAUGGCUCAGCCAGUCGGGUCAGCUGUCACUGCGGCUCCAGGUAACCAAAAUGUCAUCAUUCUUCAGCCACCCAGCACAACCCCAUGCCCAGCAGUGAUGAGGGCAGAGGUUCCCAACCAAACAGUAGGCCAACAGAUUGUCAUCAUACAGGCAGCCAAUCAGAACCCAUUGCCACUCCUCUCUGCUCCCCAUCCUGGUCCUGUUCGACUUCCUGUUAAUGGAGCCAGUGCUAUAAUAGGGCCUCAUAAUAAUGUGCCAGCCCCACAGACUUUUGGAGGAAAGCAUCUUGUACACAUAUUACCAAGACCUUCAUCUCUAUCCACAUCUAACUCAACCCAAACUUUUUCUGUUACCAUGUCAAACCAACAGCAGCCUCAAACCAUUUCUUUAAAUGGGCAGCUCUUUGCUUUGCAACCUGUCAUGUCUUCAUCAGGAACUACAAAUCAAAGCCCUAUGCAAAUUAUUCAACCUACCACCAGCGAAGAUCCAAAUACCAAUGUUGCCCUGAACACAUUUGGGGCUUUGGCCAGCCUCAAUCAAAGCAUAUCGCAGAUGGCUGGGCAAAGCUGUGUACAGUUGUCUAUCAGCCAGUCUGCUAAUCCUCAGACUUGUGCAAACAGUCAGCCCAGCCCAGCUAACUGUGUGUCACUAACCACUGUAGCACCUACCAUGACAACAGAUAAUUCAGCCACACUACCCGGUACGUACAGUCUUGCAACAGCUUCCUCAGCAAACACUGUCACUUGUUUGCCCUCUACCAUGAAAUCAAAAAGACCGAACAAGAAGCCAGGUGCCAAGAAACACUUAGCAGUUAACAAGCCAGCAUGUCCCCUGAAUUCAGUCAGAGAUGUGGGCAAGCUAGAUGGUCCCAGAACAGACAGCUCAGCAGAGCCAUCGUGUAGUGAUGGACUGCUGAACAGCCUCCCUGGUGGCCUCCCAUCUGUUGCUGUGUCCCAGGCAAAGAGUGUUAGUAUUUCUGCUUCACAUUCUUUGGACAUUCUGAAUUCUGAAUCAGUAAUCCCUGAGUCUGUGUCCAAACCUAAGUCAGCAGGGGACUGUAGCUCAUCCUCCCAAGAAUCGGAAACAAAUGAACAGUUUGCAGUGGCCCCAGCAAAAUCCAAAGAUUCUCCUCCCAUCUUGCAAGAGACAUCUCAGGGCACACCACCAACUACUGUAGCCUUGUCCAGUGCUACAAACUCCUGUACUUCAGCCAAUGUGUUGAGUCCAUCUCCUAUCGAAUCCCAGAUUUUGGUUUCUCAGGUUUCUGGUAUGUCAUCCACUACAAGCACUUCAAGUGCUGACUGUAUUUCUGAAGUAGAAAUUGUGGCAGAACCUUGCCCCAUUCAGCAGGAUUCACUGGACACCAUGCAAGCAGCAGGGCCUUUAAAGGGACAAGGUCUAACAAUGCUGCUAUCUGAUCUUACUAAAGAAAAAGACCUUCAGAAACCAUCUCUUUCUGUUCAGAUGGAUCAUGCGGAUUUUUCUCCAGAUAAUUCUAAGAUAGGUGAUUCUAAUGUUGGUUUGCAUCCCAAGCAGGAACUGUUACUGAUAAACGAGGACAGAGAUCCUCCGCAGCACCACUCCUGUCUCCCUGAUCAAGAGGUUAUGAACGGUUCUUUGCUCACCAGUAGGCAAGCUGACUCUCCUAUGUCAACCAGCUCUGGCAGUAGUCGUAGUUUCUCGGUUGCAUCCAUGCUUCCCGAAACAGCUCGUGAAGACGUGACCAGCAGUACAGCAGCUAACACAUGUGACAGCUGUACCUUUGCAGAGCAAACCGAUAUCGUAGCCCUGGCAGCAAGAGCUAUUUUGGACCAGGAGAACAUUGAGAAGGGAAGGGUUGGCACACAGACUGAGAUGAGGGAGGUUACUUCCAAGUCUUCUGAAACCUCUUUAGAAGGAGAGCAGCCUUUUAAAACACAGAUCCAUAAGGAGCCUUGCACGGGACCGGCAGAUGCAACACCAAAUGAAUUUAACUCUCAGGAUUCAGUGGAAGUCACAGUCAAUAGGCCUCUCGAAAAAUCGAGCUGUUCUCUGGGAAUUAAAUCAUCAAAUGCCUCCUUGCAGGUGCCGGCCUCUCAGCCGCCAAGUUUGACCAGUUUAAGUGUGAAUAAUCUUGUCCAUCAGAGCAACAUCAGCCAUCCUCUGGUCAGCUGCACGGGGUUAUCACAGACUUCCGAGCAAACAUCUAUUCCUGUAACUGUUAAUACGCCUGUUGUAUGCAGCUCUUACAGCAGCCAGCCUCCUGCACCGCCUCUGAUGGCAGACUACCCCCAGGAACAGCGGGGCACCAUGAGCAGUGCCGUACCAAAUCCACAGGCUCAAGAACCCCGCUCGAAGCCGAGUCAGGAGAGCCGGAAAGAUUCUGCGAAGCGCGCUGUACAAGAUGAUCUUCUACUGUCUUCAGCCAAACGGCAAAAGCACUGUCAGCCAGCCCCUCUGAGGCUUGAAAGUAUGCCCCUGAUGAGCCGGACCCCAGACAGCAUUCCUGAUCAAACUCAAAUGAUGGGGAGUCAGAUCCCCACCAACUCUUCAAAUUCAGUUGUUCCUGCUAGCAACCCAGCUCAUGGAGACGGCCUUACACGGCUUUUCCCUCCUGGUAACAACUUUGUGGCGCCUGCAUUGAGGCAGACUGAAGUUCAGUGUGGUUCUCAGCCUCCAGUUGCUGAGCAACAGCAACAAACUCAGGCAAGUCAACAUCUGCAGGCCCUGCAGCAGCAUGUACCAGCUCAAGCGGUGUCUCACCUUCACACCAACCAUCUCUACAUCAAGCAACAGCAGCAGCAGCAAGCAGGGCAGUUAAGAGAGAGGCAUCACUUAUAUCAGCUGCAGCAUCAUGUGCCUCAUGCAGACAGUGCUGUCCACUCCCAGCCCCAUAUUGUGCACCAGCAGAGAACUCUACAACAGGAAGUUCAGAUGCAGAAGAAGAGAAAUCUCGUUCAGGGCACUCCUGCCUCUCAGCUGUCCUUACAACCAAAACACCAUGGGACUGACCAGUCAAGACCCAAGAGUAGUCAGCCACAUCCUCACCAUCCGCAGAUGCAGCAACAGAUGCAGCAACACUUUGCAAGUUCCCAGCCAGAGAAGAGCUGUGAAAACUCUUCAACUGGACGGGGCCACCAUAACCAUGCCCAGAACCACAUCAGUCAAGAGAUUCUGCACCAGCAACAGGAUGUUGGAAGCAGACAGCAGGGUUCAGCAGUUUCUUCUGACCAUGUAUCCGGUCAUAAUCCAAUGCAGAGGCUUUUGCCACCAAGAGGCUUAGAGCAGCAAAUGGUGUCCCAACCCAGUAUUGUGACCAGGUCUUCAGACAUGACCUGUGCUCCACACAGGCCAGAGAGAAACCGAGUGUCCAGUUACUCUGCUGAGGCUCUCAUUGGAAAGUCAUCUUCAACUUCGGAACAGAGAAUGGGCAUGUCGAUUCAGGGUUCAAGGGUUUCAGAUCAGCUUGAAAUGAGAAGUUAUAUUGAUGUUCCCAGAAAUAAAAGUUUGGCACUUCAUAAUAUGCAGGGUCGCAUGGACCAUGCUGUCCCUCUUCCUGAUUGUCAGACAUUCAAACCAGCGGGAGCCAGCCAACAGCCCCAGAGUAAUUUUGAAGUACAAUCUUCAAGAAAUAAUGAAGUAGGUAACCCUGUGCCGUCACUGAGAAGUAUGCAGUCACAGGCUUUUCGAAUUAGUCAGAACACUGGCCCACCACCAAUCGACCGACAAAAGAGGUUAUCUUAUCCACCAGUUCAAAGCGUCCCAGCAGGAAAUGCUGUCCCACCAAGGGACAGUGAGAACACAUGUCACCAGAGUUUCAUGCAGAGUUUACUUGCUCCUCACCUUGGUGACCAGGUCAUUGGGAGCCAAAGGUCACUCUCAGAACAUCCAAGGAAUACACAAUGUGGUCCAUCUUCAACAAUUGAAUAUAAUUGUCCUCCAACCCGUGAAAGUGUUCAUAUUAGAAGAGAGAGUGAAAGUCAGAAUAGGGAGAGUUGUGACAUGUCUUUAGGUGCAAUUAACACCAGGAACAGCACUUUGAAUAUUCCUUUUUCAAGUUCCUCUUCCUCAGGAGAUAUUCAAGGUCGAAACACAAGUCCCAAUGUUUCUGUGCAGAAGUCCAAUCCCAUGAGAAUUACUGACAGUCAUGGGACCAAGAGCCACAUGAACCCUCCUCCGGUCACAUCCAACAUGCAUGGGGUUGCAAGGCCAACUUUGCCACACCCAUCUGUGUCUCAUGGAAAUGCUGACCAAGGGCCUCCUGUACGUCAGGCUAACUCUUCAGUUGCCCAGAGGUCAAGACAUCCCCUGCAAGACAGCAGUGGUUCCAAAAUCCGCCAACCUGAAAGGAAUCGAUCUGGAAAUCAAAGACACAGUAGUGUCUUUGACCCAAGUCUUCCUCACCUUCCUCUCCCUGCUGGCGGCAGCAUGAUUCUUGGACGUCAGCAACCUGCUGCAGAAAAGAGAGGGGGUAUUGUUCGUUUCAUGCCCGAGAGUCCACAAGUCCCUAACGAUAAUUCAGGUCCUGACCAGCAUACACUGUCACAAAAUUUUGGUUUUCCUUUUAUUCCCGAGGGUGGCAUGAAUCCACCAAUAAAUGCGAAUACUUCCUUCAUUCCACAGGUUACCCAACCUAGUGCCACACGAACUCCAGCUCUCAUCCCAGUAGAUCCCCAAAACACUCUACCUUCCUUCUACCCCCCCUAUUCUCCUGCACAUCCUACUCUGUCCAAUGAUAUUUCAAUCCCUUAUUUUUCUAAUCAAAUGUUCUCCAAUCCUAGCACAGAGAAAGUAAACAGUGGAGGUUUAAACAACCGGUUUGGAUCCAUUUUAUCUCCUCCCAGACCCGUUGGCUUAGCUCAACCAAGCUUUCCCCUUCUCCCUGAGAUGCCGCCAAUGCAUAUGGCCAACUCUCACCUAUCCAAUUUCAACAUGACAUCGUUGUUUCCGGAAAUAGCAACAGCUCUUCCUGAUGGCUCAGCGAUGUCACCUUUGCUCACCAUAGCAAAUUCCUCUGCUUCUGACUCCUCCAAGCAGUCCUCAAACAGACCUGCUCACAACAUAAGCCAUAUCUUAGGUCAUGAUUGCAGCUCGGCUGUUUAAAUCUAGAGAGAAUAAAUGCGAAGGUUCGAAUUGAGUUGACAGCUGUUCUUGUAUGUACACGUGUGCAUUGAGGAGUUUGUGUGGGUAUGUGUCUUUGUUUUGGAUAACCAUUUUUCAGUUAGCUUCUGAUUAUAAGAGAGUCAUGUCAGAGAAGAUGCAUACACCGGGGUUGUCAAAACAAUCACCUCUUAUUUCUGAGUGAUGUACUUUCUUUGAUCAUCUAAAUGAUUUACCUUUCCAAGUUUGACUUGUAAAUCUUUUAUUCCCUAAGUACUAACCAACAAGAAGUUGAAGAGAUCUUGGCACAUGCUGGAUGGCAGGAAGGAGCUGAGAUUCUAAAAUCAGUUGUUGAUAAGUUAUAAGAUAGGUAGUCAAAAUAGUUGGUUUGCAAAUCCAAAAGUAAAAGCAACAUGAAAAAACGUGAUUCGUUACUCGGUGAUGUCAACACCUAACAAUUCUCAGCCACGGCAGGUGAUAAAUUGAUAGUGGGCUAAAUUCCCAUACAUAAAAUCAAGCAGAUAAAAAUUAUAUGAAGUGUUUGACUCCUGAACUUGGUUACAGAGACUUCUUUCUUAAUUAUAAUUUUAACAAACUACCUAAAUUUCAUGUCUUGUUCUUCAAAAUAGGGAGUCAUAUUAUCCUUUAAUGUGCCAAGAUCAUGGAAAGUAAAAGUCUUCCUAAGACAAUGAGCCUUAAAAACACAAAGCAAAGAUAAAAUACAGAAAUGUUUUCCACUUAGUACUUGGGUUUUGCAUUAGGCCAAAGAAUAACAGACAUUGUAUUGUGGCUUUUCCUAGGGUCACCUAGUGAUUAGUGCUUCAUCAGUUGAGUUGAUGUAGUAUUCUCUCUUCAUUCUAUUUAUUCGGUCUUGAAAUAAAUUAAUUUACAAUCAUUUAAAUAUUAGAACUGCUCAGUGAAUACUGUGUUUAGAAGACACAUUUGAGCCUUUUCAGAUACUUCUGAAUAGGGGUUUAAGCUGUCUCAGUAUUUUCAUUUACUGAUUAUUUAUAUUAAAUAUUGCAUUGUAAAUUGCAUUAUUGUUUUUCAUAACAAUUAUAAUAAGAAAAUGAAUUCAUUAUUUUUCUUGUAGGUAUGAAAUGGUGCUUCACAAAAACACAUUCUCUGUGUAUCUGAGUUCGUGAGUGCGAGUGUGUGUAAAAGCGGGUUCCCAAGUCUAGCCUGUCCUUGCUAUUGGAGAUGCAGAUCACAUUGUACACGGUAAACAGGCAUAGUCUCGUCUCAAUUAAAAGUGAACAAAUUGGAAAAGACAUCAGGACUGCCAUCUGCAAAUGGGAAAUCAAGGCUUGCUCUAUAGCAGUGGUUCUCAUCCUUCCUAACACGACCCUUAAUACUGUGUUCCUCAUGCUGGGUGACCCCCAACCAUAAAAUUAUUUUCAUUGCUACUUCAUAACUGUAACUUUGCUACUGUUAUGAAUCACGAUGUAAAUAUCAGUUUUCCGAGAGUCUUAGGCAACCCCUGUGAAAGGUUAUUUGAGCCCCACAGGUUGAGAACUCCUGCUCUAAAGCAUGCUGUAGUUUUUUAAAAGAUCAUUAUUAAUAUUAUCAUUCUCUCAUAUAUUACAUCCCAACUGCAGUUUCCCCUCCCUCCAUCCUGCCUCCUCCGCCUCUCUAUCCUCUAGAUCCACUUCUCCAUUUCCCUUUUAAAAAAAGGAGGGGGGGGGCUUCCCAGGGAUAUCAACCAAACACUGCAUAACAAGUUACAAUAAAACUACAGAAACCCUAAUAUCAAGGUUGGACAAGGCACCUUGGUAGGAGGAAAAGGGUCCUGCUGUAGAUGUUUUUUAACACCACUGAAUUAGUAAUUAAUUUUAAAGCAUGUAUUAAGUCUUGAGAACUUAAAACUAAGAAAAAAAAACUUAUGUGCUGAAUUUUUUUUUAAAACCAUUUAAACUCUUAGCUCUCAACUGUUGCUCCAUUCUGGUAAAAACUGGAGCGAGAAGGACGGAUGCAGAGAUGGCCCGUUGGCUUAGUAGAAGCGAGCCCAAGGGCCACAGAGGGUUUGGGUUUUUCCCUUUGGUUUGUUUUCAUUUUGUACUAGUCUGGUCAGAGCCCUGGUCAGAGCAGUCGCCACCGAAUGCCUGUCUAAGGGCCCCGCAAAGGGCUUCUUGUGCCUUGUCAGUUCCUGUUGCCCGAAAUCACCCUUCCUGUGAACAGAGCAAACCCGUGUUUCCUCCCACUCCGUGUUCCUGGGGGAGAAGAGAAGUUCACAGUUGCAUUACUUAACUCAUGUACACCACAGUAGAAAGGUUGCUGAGGAAAAAGAAUCGUUUAUGAAUUGCUUUAAGCAUUAAUAUUCAGAGUGGUCUUUGUACUUGGAGGCCCAGUUUGCCAAGUUCAUUAAAGGUAAUGUUGUGUAUGGCCAAUCCCCUUCCUCCCCUUCUCUUAGUGGCCGUCUUUCACACGUGCAUCCUCACAUCAUGGUGGCUCUUGAGUUUGGAGGGGCAGGCUGGCGCUAUUGGAACCAAGGUUGCAUGCUGUGGAGAAACUCCAGUUUUGUAUUGUGUUUCUGAGACAGGGAUCUUGCUCUGUUGUCCAGACUGGCCCGGAAUUCCUGGGCUUAAGCAGAACUUCCACCUCAGCCUCCUAGGUAGUGGGACUCAAGGUGCACCCCACCACCCAGCAGAGAAGCUCCAUUUGUGACUGCAGCACUAAGUCCUAAGCCUGUUAAGACUUUGGGUUAUUUUUAUUUGGUUGUCUGCAGCUCAGCUCUGUCCUGAGAUAGCAUUGCAUUGUCAGGGUUUUCAUGCCGAGAAGAGUACUGUGAGGUUGUCUGAAUCUCAGCCUUCUGUGAGAUGUAAAAGUCUGCAAAUAAUUGGCUCCUGCUCACAUGUGGCCCUAAUUAAAUACAUAAUGCACUUGUGUGUUAGAGAUCAUUUCAUGCAUGGACUCGGAUGAGAAAGAGUUUGCACUUGGUUUAAAAGUCUGGGUUCUUAUUAGUGUUAAUAAUUAAAGCUAAAUGAUUUGGGGAUGAAACUUAAAUGGUUUCUGGUAAUAUCAAGAUAAAACUUUUGUUGACGUAAUGGCAGAAAAUGCAGUCAAAUUUGGUUAUAAGUUUCAUGUUGUCCUAACCUUUUAACAUGACUAUGUAAAGCAUUUCCACAAAUAUCUUUGUAAUUUCUGGAAGUACACAAGAUCAUGCCUGCCUCCUAAGUGAGAGUCAUUGAUUAGCGCAUUUUGUUCUGACUGUUGAUCAUACAGGAUCACUAAACGUGCUCUCUUCCUUUGGGCAUUCCAAAGUUAAGUUCUGAUGAAGAGUUUUAGAUUUCUCUUUGUGUACUUCAAUGAAUUUGUUAAAUAUGUCAACUAUAGAUGAAAUAAAUCCAUUUUAAUGUUUUUAAUAGACACUGGGUUUUUAUAAGUCUUGUAUUUCUCCAGGAGUUCUGUUUCUGUUUUCACUAGCACAACUCUGAGACGGCAGCAGUUGCUCCCUGUCAUAGUGGAGGGCAGGAUUCCCAGUGGUGGCGGUGUGAUGUCAGAAGGCUGGGGGUUCUAAACUCUGGCCUUGGGAGUCACCAGAUACUGGUCAGAAUUAUGCUGAACUGCAAUGGAGGUUAGCUUUUUACGUCAGCCUUUUAGCGUUUUAAGGAAACUUCUUUUGCCUUGCUCUUGCCUUCUAACUUUAGCCAUCUCAUGGAGAGGCUAAAACUUACACUCAAAAAAACAAUGUAGACAUACAUUUUAAUGGAAACAUUAAAAUGAGACUGUUACUGUGCUUUGGGUUUUCCCAUUCCUUCACACAGGUGUGUAGGCUCGAGCUCUCGUUUAGCUGUUCCCCAUCAAGUAGAUGGCAGGCAGCCUGGCUUUGUCCACGAGACAGUUAUGCCUCCAUGUUGGAAUGUGAUUGGGCCCGCCCUCUCUAUAAGACCAGUGUGUAGUAGUGGGUCCCCUAUGCCUCUUUCUUAAACAGCAACAAUUCCUCAAAAUGCCAUUAGUUUGAAGUUGGUAAACUUCUCCCCUGUGGUGGGAGGAAAGGUUAGAGGAGGAACCAAAAUAGAUUAGCUCUGAGCCUGUAUCUCAAUGCCUGAAAGGCACUCCAGGUCUGUCAUCUAGGUACUGACUGACUGGAAGAAGUGUGCCUUUGGCUGUUGUAUCUGGAGGGCAACCAUUAGCCAAUGACCACAAAAAACUAGUAUGGACUUAAUCUCCGAGUGGUUGUUUUGCAGUGUGUAUAUGCAAAUUUUUUCUAGAGAUGCCUUUCAGGCUGAAUGUCAGCAUUUUGUUUUCUUUUCCCAAAGUUCUACCAAAAAGCAAAGGUUUUGUUUGUUGGUUUGUUUUGUUUGCUUGCUUGUUUUUUGCUUGACUAUACUCUGUAUUCUGCUCGUGCUGGGCUGAAUUCUACUAUAGUAAAAUCUAAGCUGUUCUUAGUAGCUCCGUGGGGCUCACAGUGCUCAGAUGGAGACAGCCAUGUGGGCUGGGAAAACACUGAGGACCCCUGGGCUCAGAGUUUCUGGUUCUGACCCCACACCUCGGCCCUGGCACUGCCCUUUUCCUGAAACUGUGCCUCUGAUUCCUGAGACCAGAUCCCAGAACAUGUCACCCAGCCGGCCCGUGCUGCAGCGAAGGAGCUACAGGGAUGGCACGUGCUGUGUGACCAAACACCUCCUAGAUGAUCAGUACAGCCGAUGCUUCUCACUCUUGCCUUACCGCCUCUGAGCCAUUGUUGACAAAGUAGAUAGCAAGUUGUGGUCGCUGAACCUGUACCUGAGCUUGUGAGGCAGGCCGUCCUUCCACAUCCUCAUUUCCACGUUGGCAUAAGCUCUACCCGGUAAUUGUUUUUGUGGGGAGGGGGUCACACGUGUGUCGACAGGUGCAUCAUAAACAUAGCUCAGCUUAGGCUGAGAAUGCCGGGCAUGAUCUGCAAGCUGUUCUGGAUGAAUGCACAACCUGUCAUUAAAGUUCAUGAGACACAAACAAAACCUCUCGUGUAGCACGUCUUUAAACAGAAAAUCUUUAACCUUUUGGCCCAGUCGUGUGUACAGCUGUCCAUGCAGUUUGUAAUAGAAAACUAAAGUUGACCCAUUUAAUUUUGUCUUCACUCUUUCUGAGACCUCUCUUCCCCCUGCUCCUGAAGUCUUAAAGUCAUUUCCAUCUGUAAGGUCACUGGGCACAGGGCUUGAUGAUAGUGGUAAAUUUUCAGGCUGCUGAACUUCUGAGAAGGGACCAGACAGUGUUGCUUAAGAUGCUGCAGUUGUGUUAAUGUGAAGGAAACAUCUUCCACUUUCAGCAGGUUGUGUGUGUGUGUGUGCGCGCGUGCAUGUGCGUGUGCAUGUGUGUGUGUUCAUUUUGGUUUUUUAAAAAGGUUGAAAAUUGAGGAGAACAUGAUUACUUUCACAGAUUAUUUAUAGAUACACUGGUUGUGAUGCUUACUGUCGACAAGCACCAGGAAAACACAAGUUUUAGUGCUUCAGUAGUGGAAUCUGUGUACCUGUGACCCAGCCAGCAGUCUUCUGUGCACUGUGUCCUAUAACUGUAAAUCACCUGGUUUAUAAUUCUAAUGGAAACUAAUUUGUUUUGUAAUGGAACACAGAGCAGAUAUGUAUAAUAGGAUCAGGAUUGUCUUACAGCUGUAAAUAAGAAUAGGUCCUGUUUAUUUUGACAUCUUUUUACAAAUGCAUUGUAUUAGGAUGUGAAUAUUCCAGAACAUGCUCUUGUUUAAAGUUUUGAAAUUUUUAUUGUUAAAUGUAACAUUUUAAUGGUUGUAAUAAUUAUUUGUAUGGAUAUGGAUAUAGUAUUUUAUUUAAGAAAAUAAACUUUGCAAUUUUUGCAUUGUGAA